CUCAGUCAUGAAGCCAGAGAUGAUCUAAAGGUCAAGCUAGCUGAGCUUGACGCUGAGAUUGCUUCAGUCAAAUCCCAACUGGAACCCCUGCAGCAACUACACGCCCAUCUUAUCUCCGAACGCCAUACUCUGGAGAAUCAACUCCAAAAGCUCAGUACCACCCAUCGCUCGCAGAUCAAAUCAUCCGCUCGAGCGUCUACCACUUCCGGAAUAGACUACCAAGGCUGUUCCUUCCCCUGGUCACCUGCUAUUGCCACUACUCUCCGACAAGUUUUCAAGCUCUCAGGCUUUCGUUUAUGCCAAGAAGGUGUCAUCAACGCAGCCAUGGACGAUCGAAAUAUCGUCUGUGUCAUGCCCACCGGCGGUGGUAAAAGUUUAACAUAUCAGUUGCCAGCGAUGAUGGGACGAGGAGUCACGGUGGUCAUUAGUCCUCUAUUGGCUUUGAUAUGGGAUCAAGUAAGGUCGUUGAAAGACCUAGGCGUGGAGUGUGCGAUGAUGACUGGAGCGACUACGAAGGCAGAACAAAACCAGAUUUAUGAGAAGAUAGAAGGUGGCAGCUCGAAGGGCGGAAGAGAACUGCGUCUUUGUUAUGUCACACCUGAAAAAGUCGCAAAGUCCAAGAGGUUCAUGUCCGCGCUGGAAAAGGCCAAUGCCAUGGGUCGUCUGCCUGAAAGACAUGUAGACGAAGCGCAUUGUUGUUCGCAGCUUGGACAUGAUUUCCGACCCGACUAUAAGAAGUUAUCAGUCUUGAAGACAUUGUUCCCACGUGUACCUAUCCAAGCUGUCACCGCGACACUGAGUACGAAAACACUUCCAGACCUCCUGAAGAUUCUGCAGCUUCCACCAGUAUGCGACGGUAACAAGGCCAACUCCACUGGGACUGUGUUCUUCUCUGCACCCCUCCACCGUGCCAAUUUGCAUUACAAGGUACUGCCGAAGCCUUCUUCCGCCAAAGCUGCUAUAGAGCGGAUAGGUAAUUGGAUACAAAGAAAACAUCCAGGGGAUAGCGGGAUAAUCUACUGUCUCAGCAAGAAAGAUACUGAGACAGUCGCUGAUGAGCUCCGUGAAUGGUCCAGAGGGCAAAUCAAGACGGGUGUAUAUCAUGCAGGGGUGGAUGAUGCAGCUAAAGAGGGAAUACACCUUGAUUGGAGGAAAGGCCGUAUAAACUGUAUCUGUGCCACCAUAGCUUUCGGUUUGGGCAUAGACAAGGGCGAUGUCAGAUAUGUUAUUCAUCAUUCCAUGUCCAAAUCUUUGGAUGGGUAUUACCAAGAGACUGGGCGUGCGGGUCGAGAUGGAAAAGAUAGUGAUUGUGUACUAUUUUAUCGUGGUCAAGAUGCUUCCCGUCUAUCGUCAUUAAUCUACGGGGACGUAGAUGGUACUGCCAAAUUACAUGAAAUGCUUCGAUUCGCUCAAGAUCUCAAGACAUGUCGAAAGGUGGCAUUUGCAAAAUACUUCGCCACUUCCUCUUCCCUCUCCACAUCGGCAUGGGAUCAUCCUUCUUCCAUUUCUAACUCAACUUCAACAUCUUCCGUAUCUCCUUGUGGAGUAUGCGACAAUUGUUCCCGUCCUACCUCUUCCAUUUUCACUCGUAAUGUCACAUUGGAGACUUGGCAAAUUAUCAAAGUCUUAGAUGAAGUCACCGCUCAAGGAGGAAGGGUCACCCUUUCGAAUCUUGCGGAUUUGGUGAGAGGUCUGGGUGGAGGUUCUUUUGGUAUCAUGAUACAGGGUAAGAAAGGGAAGAGGAGGAUGGGUGGGGAAAAGGAGAAAUUGGACCUGAAUGAGGUUGCGGGGGGGAAGGUAGGAUUGAGUAAAGAGGCGAGUUCCUCUUUGUUGAUACAUCUCACACUACUAGGUUAUUUGCAAGACUCAUAUCACGCUACAGCUUAUACCGUCAACGUUUAUAUAUCCUUAGGGCCCAAUUCCAUCCGUUUAUCACGUUUUUCUCACGAAACAGUCCAAACUUCCGGACCAACCAUUGAAUAUACAUUC
Tremella mesenterica DSM 1558 is the source of this 1989-nucleotide messenger RNA. RefSeq lists its product as uncharacterized. Gene Ontology annotation, biological process: double-strand break repair via homologous recombination. The transcript is spliced from 20 exons. The annotation marks the transcript as partial. The record is from RefSeq and is a predicted model, not a curated record. Lineage: Eukaryota; Fungi; Basidiomycota; Tremellomycetes; Tremellales; Tremellaceae. Gene Ontology annotation, molecular function: 3'-5' DNA helicase activity; ATP binding; nucleic acid binding. Gene Ontology annotation, cellular component: chromosome; cytoplasm.